This is a messenger RNA of Impatiens glandulifera, 741 nucleotides long. Its product is annotated as RING-H2 finger protein ATL40-like. The record is from RefSeq and is a predicted model, not a curated record. The coding region runs from base 1 to 741 and encodes 246 amino acids. The transcript has a single exon. NCBI's taxonomy places the organism in Eukaryota, Viridiplantae, Streptophyta, Magnoliopsida, Ericales, Balsaminaceae.
AUGGGAAUCGGGGACGAUGAUGAUCGGACGCCGUUCUUCGCCGGGAGUACAAAAGAAGGAUUCAACAUGAAUAGCAAGAUCAUGAUCUCAGCCAUAUCUUCAUUAGGAUUCGUGGUCAUUUUAGUAAUAGCUCUCCACAUCUACUCCCGUUUCAUGAUCAGGCGUCAAUCACGACGAAGAACUGCCCUAUUAAACAUACGAGUCGCCGCGCUCUCUCUCCAGGCCGACCAACAACCCAAAACCGGCCUCGACCCCGCCGUCAUCGCCUCUUUACCCAUCUUCGCUUUCAAGAAACCUGACGCCGCCGCCGCAGAGACCGAUGAUGAUUGCUCUGUUUGCCUUAGCUUAUUGGAAACAGAUGAGAUGGUAAGGAAGUUACCUAAUUGCAAUCACACUUUCCACGCCGAAUGCAUUGACAUGUGGCUCGAAUCACACUCUACGUGUCCGAUUUGUCGGACCGAAGCUCAACCCACGUUUGUAAUGAUCGAGCAACAACCAUUGACCGAGCCAUCCAAUAUCAUUCCUUCCCUCCUCCAGGAACCGACCGCACCACCAAUCGACGGCGGCGUUCAAUUACAACCACCGGCGCCGACGGCUAAAGUCGGAGGAGGGUCUGAAUCACGAAUGAGUUCGUUUAGGAGAAUUAUAAGCAGAGAUAGAUCUUUACCGCGGGUUCAAUCUUGUGGACAAGAUGAUGUUGAUGUUUUAUUCGAUGUCGAGAGGCAAAUUCAUCAGCAUUAA